GUGGCGGAGGCUGGUGCGGAGUGAGGUGGUGCGGUGCUAGCUGGCUGGCGGGCGGGCUGGGCAGCUGCCCGCGCGCUGCGGGCGAUGCUGGGAGGCGGCUCCGGGGCCCGGGAGCGCGAGGCGGAGGGCGACGGGGCGGAGGCUGUUCCUGCGCCGCCUGCCAUUGAGUUCCCGGCCGACGGCUCGGACCCCAAGUAUGAUGAAUCUGAUGUCCCAGCAGAACUCCAAGUGUUAAAAGGACCCCUACAACAGCCGACUUUCCCUUUUGCGGUUGCAAACCAACUGUUGCUUGUUUCUUUGCUGGAACACUUGAGCCAUGUGCAUGAACCAAACCCUCUUCGUUCAAGACAGGUGUUUAAAUUGCUUUGUCAGACCUUUAUCAAAAUGGGACUGCUGUCUUCUUUUACCUGUAGUGAUGAGUUUAGCUCACUGAGACUACAUCACAACAGAGCUAUUACCCAUUUGAUGAGGUCCGCCAAAGAGAGAGUUCGUCAGGAUCCUCGUGAGGAUAAUUCUCAUAUCCAGAAGAUCAGAUCAAGGGAAGUAGCCUUCGAAGCACAGACUUCACGUUACCUAAAUGAAUUUGAAGAGCUUGCUGUCUUAGGAAAAGGUGGAUACGGAAGAGUGUACAAGGUCAGGAAUAAAUUAGAUGGUCAGUAUUAUGCAAUUAAAAAAAUCCUGAUUAAUGGUGCAACUAAAACAGAUUGUAUGAAGGUACUGCGGGAAGUGAAGGUCCUGGCCGGCCUUCAGCAUCCUAGUAUAGUGGGCUACCACACUGCUUGGAUAGAACAUGUUCACGUGGACCAAACACAAGAUAGAAUUUCUAUUCAGUUGCCAUCUCUGGAAGUGAUCUCCGACGAGGACGACGACAGAAAUCAAUAUGUUAAAACUGAUGAAAGUAACAGCUCAUCCAUUAUCUUCGCCGAGCUCACCUCAGAGAAAGAAAAGUCCUUAGAAGAAUCUGGCAUUGAAAAUCAGAAUAACAGAUUGGUGAAUUACACCACCAAUGCAGUUACAAGAGACGCCAGUGAAUUUGAAGCAUCCAGUUUACUCCAGGGAAAUGGUUUGGCCGAUUUGCCUUCCAGAUCGAUUGUCGAACAUCAGCUGCCACUUAGGCAUCAUUCUGACUUAGAAGAGAAUUUCGCAUCCACUGAGGAAUCUUCGGAAAACUUAAAUUUGCUGGGGCAGACGGAGGUGCAGUACCACCUGAUGCUGCACAUCCAGAUGCAGCUGUGCCAGCUCUCACUGUGGGACUGGAUAGUCGAGAGAAACCAGCGGGGCCAGAAGUACGUGGACGAAUCUGCAUGUCCCUAUGUUAUGGCCAGUGUUGCAACAAAAAUUUUUCAAGAAGUGGUGGAAGGUGUGUUUUACAUACACAACAUGGGAAUUGUACACAGAGAUCUGAAGCCUAGAAAUAUUUUUCUUCAUGGCCCUGAUCAGCAAGUAAAAAUAGGCGACUUUGGUCUGGCCUGCACGGACAUCAUACAGAAGAACACAGACUGGAUCGAUAGAGAUGGGAAGAGAAUGCCCACGCACACUUCCAGAGUGGGUACCUGUCUGUACGCCUCCCCCGAGCAGUUGGAAGGAUCCGAGUAUGAUGCCAAGUCAGAUAUGUAUAGCUUGGGUGUGAUCCUGCUGGAGCUCUUUCAGCCGUUUGGAACAGAAAUGGAGCGAGUGCAAGUUUUAACAGGUUUAAGAACUGGUCAGAUACCUGAAUCCCUCAGUAAGAGGUGUCCUGUACAAGCCAAGUAUAUCCAGCUCUUAACUAGAAAGAACGCAUCUCAGAGACCGUCUGCUGUUGAACUGCUGCAAAGCGAACUUUUCCAAAAUUCUGCAAAUGUUAACCUCACUCUACAGAUGAAAAUAGUAGAGCAAGAAAAAGAAAUCGAAGAACUGAAGAAGCAGCUGAGUCUCCUUUCUCAGGACAAAAGGGCUAAGGAUGACACGAAGGACGGGAGUGUGCCCGUCUCGCCUUCAUCAGGCUCUGUAAAUGUGAACUUGGACUUCUAAUCCUUGAGUCAACUGGAAUGUAAAUUUUUAGUCUUUAUUAGGGUAUGGAUGGUAUACUUGUAUUUAGUGAACCUGUACAAGACUUACUAAAGUUGUAGAAGUUCCCCCAAACUGCUUUUCCUUAAGGCAUUCUUCCACAAGCCAGCAUUCUGGACUGAAGCCUUCUCUAAACUAAACGUAUUUUCUUGCCCUUGUCCUUGUCUAUGAGUUCCUAAUUUUUAAUAUCACGGUCUCUCCAGUCUCUGAAAGUAGAGAUUUAGACACCAGGCUCAAUUUGUUCUCCUUUGAGCUCUGCCUGUCGACCACCAAGCCCUCCUCUGGAACAUUCUGCACAGAUCUGGGUUUGUGCCUAUCCCAUCACUGCCCACGCCCAGGCCUGCAUGCUCACCGGACUUGAUCACUGCCAGUCUUCCUCCCCCUUCCGUGCCAUUGCUGCCAGUUAAUUACCAGGAAGACGUCUGCGCAGAUCACUCCCUGGCUCAGAAGCUCCUGCUGGCUGUCUGCUGCGUCUGAGACACAAUUUCAGCUUCUUAGCAGCACAGUGUGCAUCAUCUAGCCUUUCUGUUCCCUUCACCUUCAGCUCAGCAUCCUUCCAAAACCACGCCCUUCUUGAGCUUUGUGCCUCUUCCCCCAAAUGAUCUGAAUGAUCUCACGGUAGCUCUGGGAUGUGUGUUCCUGUUCUCCUCCCCGCCCUGUUCCCACGGGGCGCUCCUUUGCUCCCACAGGGCCGGCUCCCGGCCAACCUAUGUUCCCCAAAUGCAGCCAUGGGAUAUGUUCACUGCAUCUCAGAAAUGUCUGCCACGUAGCCUACAGCCAUCCUGGUAUAUUGCACACAACGUUACUGAGUUUUAAAUAAAAGGAAAACCAUAAA
Molecule: messenger RNA, 2881 nt
Organism: Prionailurus viverrinus (fishing cat)
Lineage: Eukaryota; Metazoa; Chordata; Mammalia; Carnivora; Felidae
Gene: EIF2AK1
Product: eukaryotic translation initiation factor 2 alpha kinase 1
Exons: 15
Coding region: 85-2010 (641 amino acids)
Biological process (GO): protein phosphorylation
Molecular function (GO): ATP binding; protein kinase activity
Source: RefSeq, a predicted model, not a curated record